Molecule: messenger RNA, 1062 nt
Organism: Drosophila santomea
Lineage: Eukaryota; Metazoa; Arthropoda; Insecta; Diptera; Drosophilidae
Product: CRAL-TRIO domain-containing protein C3H8.02
Exons: 2
Coding region: 193-879 (228 amino acids)
Source: RefSeq, a predicted model, not a curated record
UCAGCCGGUCACACUGGUGAGAAAAAAAGAAAAAACAAAUCCGUUCCGUUUGUGGAAAAACAUUUCCGAGGAAAAGUAAACAGCACGGCUUGCAUUUCGCCCAGUGUCAGCACAUUCCGAUUGCAGUUCGCGACUCUCCAGCACGGAAACCCACUGUACAUUCCGCUCAGGAAACAAUUCGAGCUCUGCAAUAUGUCGUCCGAGGAGCUGGCGCCAAUUAACGAGCAGGACUUCAAGGAUCUCAAGGAGCGCAUGAAAUUGAUUGUGGACGCGGAUCCAAAGCAGUAUCAUAAUGACUUUUCACUGCGCCGCUAUCUGCGCGCCUUCAAAACCACAGAUGACGCAUUUCAGAGCAUUUUUCCACUUCAGGCCAUUCUGAAGACCAACAAAUGGCGCGAAACGUAUGGCGUGGACAAGCUGGCCGAGAUGGACCGCAGCCAGCUGGAGAAGAAGGCCCGCUUGCUGCGCCACCGCGACUGCGUCGGUCGUCCGGUGAUCUACAUUCCGGCCAAGAACCACAGCUCGGAGCGGGACAUCGACGAGCUGACGCGCUUCAUCGUCUACAACCUGGAGGAGGCGUGCAAGAAGUGCUUCGAGGAGGUCACCGACCGCCUGUGCAUUGUCUUCGAUCUGGCCGAGUUCAGCACCAGUUGCAUGGAUUACCAGCUGGUGCAGAAUCUCAUCUGGCUGCUGGGCAAGCACUUUCCGGAGCGCUUGGGCGUUUGUCUGAUCAUCAACUCGCCCGGACUGUUCUCCACCAUUUGGCCGGCAAUUCGCGUGCUGUUGGACGACAAUACCGCCAAGAAGGUGAAGUUUGUGGCUGACGAGGUCGAGCUGUGCCAGUACCUCAUCCCGGACAUCCUGCCAACGGACAUGUAAGGCUUCCGCCUCGAAUUCAGCAUGCGACGAAGCUUCUGCUUGGCGUAGACAUAUCUCCAAAGAGAACCGAAACCAGUACCUAAGUUUGCAAGGAGGCUUCUGAGAGCUUUUAUCCAGUACAGUACUCUAUCUGUAAAUCGAUGUGUUUAACAAGUUGAUUGUAAAAUGUAUUCUAUUGGACAC